This is a messenger RNA of Spodoptera littoralis (African cotton leafworm), 1662 nucleotides long. The record is from the annotation of a GenBank genome assembly. NCBI's taxonomy places the organism in Eukaryota, Metazoa, Arthropoda, Insecta, Lepidoptera, Noctuidae.
AUGUGUUCAGUACCAGAAGAUGUAAAAUGUAUUGUUGAAACAAAAGAUGGUCCUAUAUGUGGAUAUAUUGAUAAAAACGAUGAAGGAACUUAUUAUAAAUUUAGUAGUAUUCCAUAUGCUAAACCACCCAUUGGUCGCUUGAGAUUUAUGCCUCCGUCUCCUAUUGAACCAUGGCAAGCACUACGAGAUUGUACUGCAAAACAACCCUUACAGCUAUGCUGUAUCUUAAAUAAAAGUAUAGAUGGUUCAGAGGAUUGCCUCUAUAUUGAAAUCUCAACUCCUAGUAUACAGCCUGAAACACCUAUGCCAGUUAUGUUUUGGAUUGGAAGUUUUGGAUUUACAGGCAUCAUGGAUCAAAUAUUUGACGCUACCCUAAUCAAUAAUGAAAACGUCGUAUUUGUAAGGUGCGGCUUCCGAUUAGGACCAUUUGGCUUCCUUUCUAUCAAUGACUUUACAGCACCGGGUAAUUGUGGGCUAAAGGAUAUAGUCAUGGCUUUAAAAUGGGUGCAAAGGAAUAUAUCUGUAUUUGGAGGUGAUCCAGACAACGUCACCAUUUUUGGAAGUUCUUCAGGAGGAGCUAUGGUCCAUCUCAUGAUGUUAUCCCCAAUGGCUACUGGUCUUUUCCACAGAGCAAUUAUACAAAGCGCAAGUGCACUAAACAAUUGGUCUUUAACCAAAAACCCCUCCCUAGCUGUAAUAGAACUAGCAAAUGAAUUGAACAUCCAGAAAUCAACUAAAGUAGAAAUUAUUGAAGAGCUACGGACUUUACCGGCGUUAGAUAUAAUGCAAGCAUUUCAUACCAUGGCACUAAGAACACAAAAGGCUGCCAAUCAUGAUAUCAUUGACGCAAUCUUCAAACCAUGUAUCGAAGUUGAGUUUGAAGGUCAACCCGCAUUUCUUACGAAAAGCCCUCUUCUAAUUCUGAAAUCUGGAAACUUCAACAAAGUGCCUUUAAUCAUUGGUAGUAAUAAUAUUGAAGCUGCAUUAUUGGAAUUUAUUAAAGAAGAUUUUUAUUCUGAUUAUGAGAAAUUUAACGAGAAUACUAGUCUGAUUGUGCCUAGAUCGAUCGCCAGAGAAGACAAAGUAACAAAAAGUAUUGGUCAACAAUUACUAAAGUUCUAUUUGGGUGGUGAAGAACACCUAACGGCAGAGACUAGAACACAGUACUUACAAUUAAUAAGUGAUUACUAUUUCUUAUAUUAUGUCAAUAGAACUGUAAGAAUGCAUAGUCAGUCGGCACCGGAAUCCCCAGUGUACUAUUAUAUUGUCAACUAUGCUGGCGAGUGGUCAGUACCCACAGACAUCAAUUUUUUGAACUCUGCAGGGCAUUGUGCCGAACUUCCUUUUAUAUUCCGUAUUAAAAUGCCAGAAAUUUGCAAGGGUAGUCGAGAUUCGGUGAUCACAAGAAGUAGAGUAAUCAAAUUGUGGACAAAUUUCGCCAAAACGGGCAAUCCAACACCUGAUGAAGAUGACCCACUUUUACAAAUAACUUGGGAUCCCAUUGAAAAUAAGGAUAAAUUAAACUACUUGAGCAUAGGAUCAGAACUUACUAAAGGCCGAAAUCCAUUUUAUGAGAGAAUGAAGUUUUGGGACUCGCUUCAUCAAGAACAUGCAUUUCUUAGAACAAUCGUUUAUUUUAAUGAUAUAGGUGUUUCAUGGUAG